ACUGGCAGCAGGUGCCACCUGAUGACAUCGUGUCACCUGGACAACGACUGUUGUUGUUGUUUACCCACAACUGUCAGUUGGACUGAGCGGACGGACGUCUACAGGAUCCCAAAGAUGGAGGCUACUGGAGGAAGAGGAGAUGGUGAGAAGGAGAGAGGAGAGAAGAGGAAGAGGGAAGAGGAAAACAAGGAGAAGGAGGAGAGCAGAGCGAAGAGGGAAGAGGAGAGUGGAGAGAAGAGAGAAGAGGAGAGCGAAGAGAAGAAGGAGAGAGGAGAGAAGAGGGAAGAGGAGAGCGAGGAGGUGGAGAAGAGAGAAGAGGAGAGGAAGAAGGAAAAAGAGAGCGAGGAGGUGAAGAGAGCAAAGAAGAGGAGGAAAGAAGUAGAGGAGAGCAAGGAGGAAGACAAGACACGAGAGGAGAGCAAGAGGGAAGAGGAGAGUGAGGAGGUGGAGAAGAGAGAAGAGGAGAGGAAGAAGGAAGAGGAGAGCAAAGAGGAGGAGAAGAGAGAAGAGGAGAGGAAGAAGGAAGAGGAGCGCGAGGAGGUGAAGAGAGUAAAGAAGAGGAAGAGAGAAGAGGAGAAAAAGAAGAGGAGAGCAGAGGAUGCCAGAGUAUUGGAGGAUGAGGAGCCAAGACCAGGAACCAGUCAGGCCCCCGGAACAUCCCACCCCAAAUUUAACAUCAAACACCUCACCGUCCAUCAGGUUUUGGGUAGAGGCAGCUUUGGAGUGCCAGAAGAAGACCAUGACCGGAGGACAGGACUGCGAUAUUGGCGGCACCAGGGGAGCGGUGAAAGAAAUGUUCCUUCAUUUUUCCAAUGCAGUAAAGUCCCACUUCUCUGGAAUCUACUGAUCCAUAUAUCCUGUUUAUGUUGCAGCUGGAGGAAAAGCUGAUGUACCCUUCCAUGUGGAGGCCCGAAAUAAUUCAUUUCUAGAUCUGUCUGUCUGUCUCCCACUGUACCACAUAACGGUGCAUAGAAUAAAAGUUAUAUGAAGU
Messenger RNA from Hyla sarda, 991 nucleotides. RefSeq lists its product as uncharacterized. Lineage: Eukaryota; Metazoa; Chordata; Amphibia; Anura; Hylidae. The transcript is spliced from 3 exons. Bases 22 to 888 code for a protein of 288 amino acids. The record is from RefSeq and is a predicted model, not a curated record.